Molecule: messenger RNA, 1284 nt
Organism: Erigeron canadensis
Lineage: Eukaryota; Viridiplantae; Streptophyta; Magnoliopsida; Asterales; Asteraceae
Product: bifunctional protein FolD 2
Exons: 6
Coding region: 180-1058 (292 amino acids)
Biological process (GO): tetrahydrofolate interconversion
Cellular component (GO): cytosol
Molecular function (GO): methylenetetrahydrofolate dehydrogenase (NADP+) activity; methenyltetrahydrofolate cyclohydrolase activity
Source: RefSeq, a predicted model, not a curated record
GUCGCUAUUAUAAGAAUAAAAAUAAUGACUUACACAAGAUCUAAUCCAAUCUAUCUAUUAAUAAUAAUAAUUCCCUAACUAACAAAUACUACUAAUUUAAAUAAUAACUCUAGAAUUUGAGCUUUUCUGGCAGCCUACUCUGAGGUUGGUGGAAUCUUGAUAUCUACGUUGGUACCACUAUGGCACACAUCAUUGAUGGAAAAGCAAUUGCACAGACAAUUCGUUCGGAAAUUGCGUCUGAAGUUAGUAUCUUGGUUGAGAAAUAUGGCAAGGCACCCGGACUUGCUGUAGUCAUUGUUGGACAUCGAAAAGAUUCUCAAAGCUAUGUUAGCAUGAAGAGAAAAGCAUGUGCCGAGGUUGGAAUUACCUCUAUUGACAUAGACCUCCCAGAACAAGUCCCUGAAGCUGAAUUGAUAGCAAAAGUUCAUGAGUUAAAUGCAGAUCCCAGUGUACAUGGUAUAUUGGUUCAGCUUCCUUUACCGAAACACAUAGAUGAAGAAAAAGUAUUGACUGAAAUCAGUAUCGACAAGGAUGUAGAUGGCUUUCAUCCUCUUAACAUUGGCAAACUUGCCAUGAAAGGCAGAGACCCCUUAUUUCUACCUUGUACCCCAAAGGGAUGUAUUGAACUUCUGAAACGCACUGGUAUUACUAUAAAGGGAAAGCGGGCGGUGGUUGUUGGUAGAAGUAACAUUGUUGGGUUACCAGUUUCUCUGUUGCUGCUUAAAGAAGAUGCUACAGUUACUGUGGUUCAUUCACGUACACCAGAUCCACAAAGUAUCAUAUGUGAGGCAGAUAUCGUCAUUGCUGCAGCAGGACAAGCUAUGAUGAUAAAGGGUAGCUGGAUAAAGCCAGGUGCUGCAGUUAUUGACGUUGGCACGAAUGCCGUUGAUGAUGCUAGUAGAAAAUCGGGAUACAGGCUUGUGGGUGAUGUUGAUUUCGAGGAAGGAUGUAAAGUAGCCGGAUGUAUUACGCCAGUUCCAGGGGGUGUUGGGCCCAUGACUGUAGCAAUGCUGCUUAAAAACACUUUGGAUGGUGCCAAACGUGUUAUUGGACAGUAACACAGUUUUGAGGCAUUUCAGUUUUUGUUACAAGAAAUCUGCAUCUCAUGCUGUUGUAGUUUUCCAUGAGCAUAUAAGCUCAUUUCAUUUUGACUCUUUGAGUGUAUAAGAGUAUUGUUCAUUUGUGUAUGUAAUUUUGAUUUUGACCCGACUUUAUCUUCUUACUUUAGAAUCCACAAAACUAUGUUAUCUAAUAAAAAUAAAGUGACAUAAUUUUUGUGAUGCC